Molecule: messenger RNA, 2199 nt
Organism: Arachis ipaensis
Lineage: Eukaryota; Viridiplantae; Streptophyta; Magnoliopsida; Fabales; Fabaceae
Source: RefSeq, a predicted model, not a curated record
UCUUUCGUUCCUUUCAUUACUUUCAUUCAUGUCUUCACUCAAAGAAAACAAAAAAGAAAAACCCUAACUAGCCUUCGCCGCCGAACGGAGUGAUCCACUGCCGCCAUUCGUGGCUGUCCGAGAAGUCUUUCUUCGUACUGUCGGUGUUAUCCAAGUCAAACCCCCUGUUAGCUGUCUUCUUCCUCGCUCGGCGCCCAUCCUCCAUCGAAUUCGUCCUGCUCGCGGUCGUCCUGUCGCCGUUGCCGUCGUCUCGUCGCCCUCUCGAAGUGUAUAUUCCUUGCCAGGGAAAACGGAUGGAGCUUUUGUGCAUCAAACAAUGAAUAAGUGGCCUUCUUCCAACCUUGGUUAUUCUGGCUAUUCUUUAAAAGCUGCUUUGAUGAUUAAUUAUGACCCAGCUGGACCGUCUUUCUGUCUACCAUAGAAGUGGCUUCGUGCAUGGUGCAUAAAACCUGCUGGUGGAGCACUUGUUAGGCAGGAGCCAGAAUGUACCUUGUUAGCCUUUUUUCUGGUUGAACCAUAGUUAGACCGGUUGAACAAGUAAAUCAGUGAACCAAUUAUUAGAGUGGUUCGAUGACCAGUCCGGUUUUCAGAACCUUGCUUGUCUGAGUCGUCUCACACUCACACAGAAGCAGCAGCAUCAGCAGCUCUGCUCAUACAUUACGUCACCGGCGUCUCGUCCUGGACUUGUGGCUUCUGGUUUGUGCCGUCGUCUUCUUGGCCUCGCCGGUCGCUCUUCGUCUUGCCUCUGGUAGCUGCUCGCUGUGAUUGUUUUUUUUGUAAGGAAUGAGUCGCUUGCAAGGAUCUUCUUCCAGCCUUAAACGGAAGCGAGAGUUGGCUUUAGUUUCUGAUACUUUGACAGAUGGAGAGCGUGUACUCUAUAAUCUCAUUCUUAGCAAGAGAGACAUGGGGAUCUGGUCAGGAGACAUGAAAAGAGAAACAAACCUCCCAGAUAAUGUGGUGAAAAAAUCCCUUAAGUUGCUUCAGUCGAAGGGCUUGAUCAAGGAGGUUGUUAACAUCCAAAACAAAGCAAGAAAGCACUACAUGGCAGCACAGUUUGAACCAUCCAAGGAAAUCACAGGUGGGGAUUGGUAUAGCGAAGGGAAUCUUGAUAAAGAGUUAAUAAAUGCCGUGAAGAGCGUGUGCUUGAAGUACAUUUCCAGGCAGAAAGUUGUUACGUGUGAUGGAGUUCUGGAAUGGAGCAGAAAGAGUGGGGUCUUCACUGCCGAAGUCUCAAACCAGCAGAUAGAAGAGAUUUUGCGAACUCUGGUUUUGGAUGAUGAGAUCAUAGAGGUGAAAAGCACUGGAUACGGGGAUUUUGAAAAUGUUCCUGUUGGCAGAGUUUGUUACAAAUGCAAAAGCAAGGGUGGUGUCAGAGGAGAACCAAAAGAUGGUGCCAUGUCUUCAAUUCCAUGUGGUGUUUGUCCACGGAUAAACUUCUGUAGCCCAGAUGGCAUUGUUUCCCCAAGAACUUGCGUCUACUAUCAGAAGUGGUUGGACUUCUGAAUGAAUCAAAGACGAGUCAUUAGUAUGAUAUGAACCUCCAAGGCUUAACAAAUGUCAUCUUCCUUUGGUAUUAAGAUUGCGAUGUUGGUUAGCUCAACUGGUUCAAAGGUCCACUUAGCAGAUUGCACAGGAUUUCAUCCUACUUGGUGGUCAUUCAGCAAUAUUGAUUAGCAUUUGUGAAUCUACAAUGAGAGGAGGAAGUGAAAAAAGAAAAGAAAACUAUUUGCUUUACAUUUGCACUUUCAAAUUUCAACAUGUUUGUCAAGUGGAUCCAAUAUGUUUGUUUUGUCUCCUAAGAUUUUAUUGCUUUUGGAAGAUUUACUACAAUGCGGAACUUGCUGCGGUUGGCAUGACUGAGCAUCUUCUGAAGCAUGAAAAUGAUUGAAGUGCAACUUCGUAUUUGAAGCAAAAAACUCGAGUAGAAUUGAGCGAGGACAAAUCAAUUAAAGAUGAUACCAGCAUAUAUUUAAUUUGAUUAGAAUCUACUAGAUUUUACGAUAUGUAUUUUGAUCUUUAAUAUACUAGCAUAUUCACUUUUCUGGUUACAUAUUUUCCACUUUCUUGAUUACAUUGUAUUUUAGCCCGAGAUUGAAAGGGAUUCUACUUUGCUUAUACUUGAAUUCCAAAACACAUUUGGAAGAAGAGAAACCCAAAAGGGAAAAAAAAGAGAACUGAUAUAUUUGAUACUUUCUUUUU